AUGCCAAAGUACUACCGGUAUCUUGCUCCAGCAGAAAUCCAGUUCUAUGGCCUCGACCCUGCGUCGCAAUUUAUCAUUACACGCAGAAUAAAGUUUGAAGUUGGAUUGCGUCAUGUAACCGUGCCGAAGGGAUAUGUCUGCCGAGGAGUUGGACUGAGUUACCAAGACUUCUGCGUUCCACCGCGCUGGGCUGCUUACGAGCACAUGUACGCGACGCAUAGGACAGACAGGGCUGUGUGUACUCGUGAAGAGGCAGACCUCUUCUUGUUCAAUGCAUAUCCGGAUGACAUGAACUUGGUAGGAGAUGAACUCUUCUGUGGCAGUUCACGUGUGUCUGGGGAGGACUUUUGGGCGUCCAGGCUCGAACAAGGAGUAGUGACCGUGCCAGAGCUAGUCACCCCCACUGCCAUCUGGCCAGGGACGGCCACCAAAUUCAGCAGUACCAUAGCGCGAACUCCAGUCGACGCUUCCUUGUCUCUUAUAGCCCUUGCGGUCGCAAUGCUGCUUGCCAUGGGCACGGCUUCUGUGCUAUUCUAG
Messenger RNA from Giardia duodenalis, 537 nucleotides. RefSeq lists its product as uncharacterized. The record is from RefSeq and is a predicted model, not a curated record. The coding region runs from base 1 to 537 and encodes 178 amino acids. NCBI's taxonomy places the organism in Eukaryota, Fornicata, Diplomonadida, Hexamitidae. The transcript has a single exon.